GUGUGUGUGUGUAUUCGUGGGUAUUAUUGUAGUCGUGGGUGAGUGAGUGUGCUAUAGAGAGUAAGUUAGAGAGAAAGAGAGAGCGGAGAAAACGAGUGCUUUCCAUUCCUCACUUUCACUGCUACAGACACCAGCAAAACCCUACCCAACUUUACUUUCCUUCCUUCCUUCCAUCCAACCAACUCCUACCACCAUCCACACUUGGUCGUCUUCGCUCCUUCUGAAUUAUUCCACUAUACGCGAUGGGCAGUGGGUGGGCAGGGUUGUUGGGGUGUGCCCUUCUACCACUCCUCCUUCUCCUCCUCCACAAGGGCGACCAGUAGCGAGUUUAUAAUGCAAAUUAAGGACUCAGAAGGAGCAUCCCGGAGCCGAGGCGACACAAAAUUUAUUUAUCGGGCAUAAAGUAACAAUCUUCUUGGGCGAGGUAGUACUAGUCGUGGUGGUGGUGGUGGUUUUGCGGUGGGUGGAGAAGGAGGACGUGCACGUAUAUGUAAAGCUCAUCUGCAGCAUGUCGUCCUCAACCGUUCUAAAGAAAGGCGCCCCGUCUCGGAGCUACCCGUCCCGUCAGCGCAAACUAGGCCCCGCCCCGUUCGCGUCGUUUGAAGAUUUAAGCGAUGAGUUAGAAUCCCCCUCCGGAGAUCAAGGCGCGAGUGCAGGAGGUGGUCCUGGUCCUUCUUCCAUGGUCCAGGCCCUUCCGGGGAUAGAGGAGGACGAUGGUGAUAUCAGACCCCACAAAUCCGUUACGGCAACCUCUUCCGGGAGUACCGUAACAUUCGCCGUGUCACAACCAACUUCUGGUCUUCAAACGCCAUCCACCCCUCGGAUUGAUAUUUCAUGUGCAUCCUCCUCCACGCCACCGUCGGAGGAGUCGGAAUCUGAAAAAGAACUGUUUCAAGGCGGCCUUGGUUUCGCGUUUCAUGAAGAAGGGACGGAAGAGUUGAGAAGUUCGACAGAAGAGUUGGAUCUUGGUGGCGAGGUUUUGGAGAUGGACUCGGAAGAGGAACGCAGACAAAAGAAGAGAGAGAAAGAAGCAUAUUCUGAAGAUAUUUAUAGGAGAGCAUCUACGCCUGCAAAUAUUUUCUAUAGAAGGAAAUCAUCAAACACAAUGGCGAAUGAUGAUUACGGGGCGGAUGACGAUAUUCACAGAAAACCUUCAGCGCACACAUUGUUCUUGGAUGGCCUCCUUUCGAGACCGACUGCACGACACAGGGGAGCUUCCUUUGGCAGUGGGGACUAUGGACGACCUGGAGCACUUUCCUCAAUGUCGGCACAUUCAUCAGGGUCUAUACGGGGCCGAUCGCGGUCUCCCUCUCCGCACAAAAUGAUGUUGGAGACCUCAUUUUGUGGGUGUAAACCAAUCCCUACCAAAUCCAUGGACGUUCCAGAUGACAGUAGUAGUUCUUCGAGUAAAGUAGUAACCAAACCUCAGGAACAAGGGGAGGUAAAAGUAGCAAAAAGGUCUCCCAAAGUUCCCAUAAAAAUAAAACCUCCCAGCACUGAUCAAGAUUAUCCUCCUCCUGAGGAAAAAAGUGCCCGUUCUCUCUCCAUAAAAUCACUCACAGCCCCCUCAACAUCACGGUCACCAGACCCACCCUCCAGUCCCACAACCUCUUCCACCGGCGGCGGGGAUAGUCGUCGACCUUCGUACGGUCGAAGAUCGGUAUCGCCAUUUAAAAUGGUGUAUGAAACCUCAUUUUGUGGGAGUAAACCUAUUCCAACAAAAUCCAUGGAGGUCCCAGAUUCACCUCCUAAAAACAAGGACGGGUUACCUAAUGAUCAAGAUCUUUCCGCCUUUCUUUUAUCGCAAACGACGGCACAAGUUCACUCAUCCACGUCUCCAAGACCUUUAUCGCCAUCGUCCCCCAAAUCCUCAGAUCAUUGGAGACCCAUCACGCCCAAAAGUGAAUCAGAGUUAUCCCCAUUUCCUCAGACAGGGGGACAAGGUGUAUCGGAGGAGAGUAGUCCUUCCAUUUCGACAUCCACUGCAAAAUACGUGUCAACUCCGAAUCCGAAUCUUAAACUUCAAACUUCCAAUAUUUUCAAGUGGCCUGAAACCAAGAAAGCUGAUGAAGUCACAAACGAAAUCCAUUUUUCCGAACCCCCUUCUUCUCUUCCAGUCGAGGACGCGUGUAGUACUUCAUCCAUGGGCGGGGGCAUGGAAGAAGCAAAAUUUCUCCAGUCCGAGUUUGACACUGAGGCGGAAGUUGACGCGGACGACUACGAGGAUGGCGAUUUGCCUUACAUUCCAACAACUCUGCCACAAGAGAAGCCUUCGACAGAGUUGGUAUUUCCAUCAAAGGAACGCCGCAGUAGUGAAGGGCUGACACCCUUGCAACGUCCAAAAGUGAUCCGACCCCCAAAUCCAGCUUCGUUGAAUGACUAUAUUGCAUACGCUUCUGGUUCCGGGAGUGGCGACAAAAUGAAAAUCAAUCUCCCAAGGGAAGACUCUUUAGGCGGUGGGUCUGCCAGUGCGAGUGGGUAUGUUCCCGUUGGGGGUGGGGUUGCUAAUGAAGGGGGCAAUUUAAGAAAUUCUUCUCCAGGAAAGAAAAAGGGAUCCAUUGGUGCCACUAAUUGGGCAGACUUUGCGGAAAUGGGGCUCAGAUCUCCAAGAGAAUUGAGAAAAAAGUUAAGAGAAGAAAAUGGAGAAUCCGACUAGUGAUUUUCUAUAGGAAUAACAUCAGCAGGACUGACUCCAAUCGUAACUCCAAAAACUUUUCAAAUUACAAUACAAAAAAUGCAUUUAACGCAAAAAACUUAACUGAUUCCAAAAAUAUCAUUAAAAAAUUAAGAUUGUAAUUAUUAAAUAUACGUAACAUAACCGGCGUCGUGACUACAAUUUGUUUAAGCAACGCCUCGAAGAAGAAUUACUAAAACUGGAGGAGGACGCGAAGAGUGUGCUUAAUAAGUCAGUAUUGUAUUCAUUCCUUACUACUCAAGUAUAUAAUUACCACAUGACAUAAUGACACACAUGACAUCUUACGACUUAUCAUCCUCACCGUAAAUAAAUAUAACACAUACAUACCUCGUUAUAUACCUUAUCCUAAAAGCAAUAUAGGUUAUCAAAGUGAAACUUAUAUACAAACAAAUAAAUACUACCAGAUUCUUAUGCAAAUUAACAAAUACAAUUAUUCUAUACUUAUGUACUUGGUGAAGCAAUUAAUUAAUUAUAUUCUAGAUUAUUUCCAUUUUCUUAUUUUUUGUAUAUCAAAGUAUGCAAUGACAAUUGUGCAUAUAAAUAUUACUAAAAAAACAAUUUAGGUAACAUUGUCCUGUUAUUAUAAACAAAUAAAAGUAAUAAUAUAAAAAUUACUUAAGGACGAAAUAGUAAUAAUCAAAUAGCACAUGAAACAAGAAGACAAAAUGAAAUAUCUCCCAGUAAUAAGGUUUAUACGUAUUCUGAUUACUUACAUGUAUGUAAAAGCGAUUAUAUAAUUACUGGUAAAUUUGGGUGGCACAUUA
This is a messenger RNA of Folsomia candida, 3459 nucleotides long. RefSeq names its product mucin-5AC. The transcript has 7 exons. Lineage: Eukaryota; Metazoa; Arthropoda; Collembola; Entomobryomorpha; Isotomidae. The coding region runs from base 509 to 2656 and encodes 715 amino acids. The record is from RefSeq and is a predicted model, not a curated record.